Molecule: messenger RNA, 2010 nt
Organism: Sclerotinia borealis F-4128
Lineage: Eukaryota; Fungi; Ascomycota; Leotiomycetes; Helotiales; Sclerotiniaceae
Source: the annotation of a GenBank genome assembly
AUGCCUACUCCAUUGGGUGAUACACUUCCUUCUUUAACUUCACAUUCCAUUUCUGAUAAUCCUCGGCAUACCCUUUUGCCCGCUCAUCACGAUUACGACCCUCAAUUUCCCUACGCGCAAGAACUAGACGAUUUGUCAAUAGCUACUCCACGUCAUAGAAACACUUCUUCCAAAACCAGACCUCACUCAAUUUCACAUAGCGCAACACAAGCAGAAGAUUCGAAACAUUUACUCGGGGAUCAAGACUCUGCAGACGAAGACGACGUGGAGGAUUUUGAAACGGAUCCUAUGGGUACUCGCUCUCGUAAAGGCCAAGUCCCAGAGCCACUUGGCUCUUCUUCUGCCACAGGAGGCGAAGACUCUCAUCUACAAAACAGCAGUAUGAAUGGCAAUGUCGAGUACCGGCGCAAGAAUGCGAACCUCGACACUUCCGUAGUGACUGCAAAUCUCAUGUCGCGCGAGUCUUUUACCUUGGAUGAAUCUAUACCAAAAACGCCUACCCUCAAUAACCAUGGGUUUUCUGAGUUGCCAAUGCAGGACAAAAAGAACUUUUUACUUUUAGUCCUGUUAUAUUUCUUGCAGGGUGUUCCUAUGGGGCUUGCGACAGGUUCCGUACCAUUCUUACUCAAACCACACAUGUCAUACAGCGCUUUGGGAGUUUUCAGCUUGGCUUCAUAUCCAUAUUCAUUGAAGCUGUUAUGGAGUCCAAUAGUGGAUGCAAUAUGGAGUCCCAAAUUAGGAAGGAGAAAGAGUUGGAUCAUGCCAAUUCAAAUGCUAUCAGGAUUUGGAAUGAUAUGGCUUGGUUCCCAGAUUAAGGACAUGAUGAUUACAGCUGGGGCAAAUGAAGGAGCAGGAAUUUGGGGUUUCACUGGAUGGUGGUUCUUUUUGGUAUUCAUGUGCGCCACACAGGACAUUGCAGUCGAUGGAUGGGCUCUUACCCUGUUAUCACCGGGAAAUAUCUCAUAUGCAUCGACCGCUCAGACUGUGGGUUUGACAGCUGGACAAUUCAUGUCCUUUACCAUUUUCUUAGCUUUCAAUGCCCCAGACUUCGCCAACAAGUGGUUCCGCAAGACUCCUCUUGACGAAGGUGUCAUGACAUUGGCAGGAUACCUCACAUUCUGGGGUUGGACAUACAUAAUUGUGACCAUUGGUCUCGGGCUUUUGAAACGCGAAGAGAAAACUAAGAACGAGGAUGGAAUUUGGGAUGUUUACAAAGUUAUGUGGGGAGUUCUCAAGCUCAAGAAUAUCCAAACAAUCAUUAUUAUCCACUUGAUUGCAAAAAUUGGCUUCCAAGCUAAUGAUGGAGUUACGAAUCUCAAACUUAUAGACAAAGGAUUCAGUCAAGAAGAUAUGGCUUUGACAGUCCUUAUUGACUUCCCUUUCGAGAUUGGGUUGGGCUACUACGCUGGAAAAUGGUCAACAUCAUACACGCCUUUGCGUCUCUGGUGUUGGGGUUUUGUAGGUCGUUUAAUUGCUGCUGUUAUUGCUCAAAUCACGGUUAUAAUUUUUCCAGCAAACGGAGUGGAUACUUGGUAUCUACUUGUCGUUAUUGCCGAACACAUCUUUUCAACAUUUACAAACACUGUUAUGUUCGUUGCCAUCUCAGCUUUCCAUGCUAGAAUUGCGGAUCCCGUCAUUGGCGGAACUUAUAUGACAUUACUCGCUACCGUAUCUAACUUGGGCGGUACAUUCCCACGUUUCUUCGUUCUUAAGCUCGUUGAUUACUUCACAACCGCAAUAUGCAUUCCACCAUCGUCCGACUAUACGCUCGCUGCUGAUCUCAAAGGACCUCUCAUCACAUCGUCCUUCUCCUGCGCUAUGGCUGCUGAGAAAGAUCGAUGUUUGUCUGGAGGAGGCAUAUGUGACAUCGAGAGAGAUGGUUACUAUGUUGUGAAUAUUAUAUGUAUCAUUUUUGGAGCUGUAACAUUUUUCGCUUAUAUCAAACCAGCGGCUCUAAAGUUACAAGCUCUACCUUUGAGAGCGUGGAGAAUUAGUGAAGGUAGUGCCUAA